Molecule: messenger RNA, 1903 nt
Organism: Triticum dicoccoides
Lineage: Eukaryota; Viridiplantae; Streptophyta; Magnoliopsida; Poales; Poaceae
Exons: 2
Coding region: 3-671 (222 amino acids)
Molecular function (GO): zinc ion binding; nucleic acid binding
Source: RefSeq, a predicted model, not a curated record
GCAUGUCAGUGAUGACAUACGUGGCAGAACUGCAGGCUCUGUGGGCUGACCAGGAUAACUGUGAUCCCCUGGAACUCUAUGACGCGGCUUCAAUCGAGUCAGGGCAUAAGUGGAUGGCACACAGGCGUGUGCUGAAAUUUUUGGCUGGCCUCAAAGGUUGCUUUGAUGGCAGGAAGGCUUCCUUGUUGCACCAACCUAGUCUGCCUACCAUUCCCGAGGCUAUUGCAGCGAUGACUCAAGAGGAGGUGCGCCUAUCCCUUGAGCAUGCAGACGUGAAGGUUGUGCCAGCUUCGACAUUUGCAGUCACUGAGCGCAUGGGGUGGGGAGAUCCCACCAAAUGUCAUAUCUGUGGGGAGGUAGGUCACUGGAAGAGAGAAUGUCCAACUCGUGGCAGAGGCAGGGGAUAUAACAAAGGGGGAACAGGCAGAGGUAGAAGUGCUAGAGGCAGAGGUGGAUACUCAGAGACCUCAUGGGGCCAGGCUUCUAGAGGCAGAGGUGGCUACUCAGGACACUCAGGGGGUCAGAGGGCUCACAUGGCCGUUGCAGGAGACACUGGGACGUCCAAAGGCAAAGAUGUAGAUGAUGUUGUCUAUGGAGACUUUGCUCACUGGGCCUCCACUGAUGAAGGUGCGACAGACGAGCCAGACGGUUGGGACUGGCACCAGGCGUAGGGGGCUCUGGUACAUGGACCAGGAGGUGCAGCCGGACUUGGUGUGUGCUGCGACCAUGGAGGAUAAGGAGAAGCAGGCGAUGAUCCAUCACUGUAGGAUGGGGCAUGUAUCUUUUGAUAAGAUGAGUAGAAUAUUUCCGGAUGUUAUGUGUGGAAUAGGCAAAGGCAAGCUGACAUGUGAUGCUUGUGAAUAUGCAAAACACACACGGGCCUCAUAUGUGAGUAAGGGGCUCAGGAGCAUAUCUCCUUUUAUGCUUAUUCAUUCGGAUGUAUGGACUAGCCCAGUGGUGUCAAUGAAUGGGAAGAAGUAUUUUGCUACCUUUAUUGACUGCUAUUCUCGCAUGACUUGGAUUUACUUGAUGCGUCACAAGGAUGAGGUGUUUAGCUGUUUUCAGAACUUCCAUGCUCUUGUAAAGAACCAGUUUUAGGUACAUGUCAAGGUGCUCAGGACGGACAAUGGAACGGAGUAUGUGAACAACAUUUUUGGGGCUUUCAUGGCUGACCAUGGGAUUCUUCAUCAAACUUCAUGUCCGGACACCCCCCCUCAGAAUGGAGUGGCCGAACGAAAGAAUCGUCAUGUUCUUGAGGUUGCUCGGUCGUUGAUGUUUACCAUGAAUGUGCCUAAGUUCUUGUGGGAUGAUGCAGUUAUGACAGCCACAUACUUGAUCAACCGGACACCUUCCAGGAUACUUGGCAUGCAAUCUCCGUCUGAGUUGCUCGUUGGAGAUAAUAAGUUUGUUGUUCCGCCAAAGUUGUUUGGCAGUACCUGCUUUGUUCGUGAUCACCGACCAUCUGUUGGCAAGCUUGAUCCUCAGGCAGUGAAGUGUGUCUUUUUGGGAUACUCGUCUAGUCAGCAGGGGUAUAAAUGUUGGUGUCCCUCUGAAAAACGCAGGUUUGUAAGUAUGGACGUUACGUUCAGGGAGUCUGAGCCAUUCUAUGGUGAGCCGACUGAUCUCAGUCUGCUGUUUGCAGAGCUUGACCACCUACACCCUGUGCAUGAUGGUCAAGAGGGGGAGAAGGAUGUGUCUCAUACUCACGGGGAUUCUGUGGACAUUAACGCUGAUAAUGAUGUGUAGGCUCAAGUUCAACCAAUAGUGGGUACAAUUCCGUUUAGUACCAUCACUGAUGAUGAUGUGCAGGCUCAUGUCGAGCCAACUGUCGAUACACUUAAGAUUGGUGCUCUCCAGGUUCCUGUUCGGGAUCGAUGGCAGACGAAUACCCUGGUGUACUCUC